UAUUCAAGUCAAAUAUAAAAGUGUACCCCACUUUCAGUCAAAUGCAAAACCAACCUAAAGGGGUAGUGAAAGUACUAUUUAACCCUUAUGACCAAACAAAAAACAUAAAUGUAUUUUACGUUUUUAUCCUUUGGAAGUCUACACGUAAAAAACGAAGUCUACAAAUGUUUAGACUUUCUUAGAAGUCUACCUUAUAGACUUAGUUUGUAGUCUAUACUCUAAUUUGAUCUAAAAUUUUAAUUUUGAAAAUGUAUAAAAAUAAUUAUAGUGAUAUUUUUAACUAAUCAUCAAUAUAAUGGAUAAUAUGAACUAAAUAAAUUAAAAUUUCAUAUAAUUGAACAAUUUUCAAGAAUAUAUACUAAUUUGGUUAUCAUGUGUUGGACAAUGUUUAUAGUUUACAAACAAAAGGUUAUAACAUGUUAUGUCUUUUAGUGGUUGAUUUCAUAGGGUUAGAUUUUAGAUUUUGUUUUUUUUUGUUUUAUUAACUUAAAUCUGCAUAUUAAUGUUUAGUAGUUUAUAUUUUGUAUAAUUGGGACUUUUUGAUUAUCAAGCAAAACAUUUAGGGUUUGAUAUUUGGGGUUUAGGGUUUCGUAGACCUACAGAAAAGUCUAUUUAGCUGGAGACGUCCUUUUCAGUCUAUUUUAUUGGUGUUCACAUAAAAUCUUUUUAUUUUAAAUUAAAUUUCCAUAUUUAUGAAUAAGAAUGUUAAAUCAUAUAUUAAUAAAUAUAAAAAAUAAAUAAAAAAUUUAGUAAGUUAUCUUUUUAAUUUUCGCAAAUAAUAAAGGGAAAGAAAAAAAUCGUUGUAGACUGACAAAGAAGUCCACAUAUCAAAUUUAACCUAACCGGAUUUAACCAAUAUAAUAUUAACCAAAUCGAAUUUAAACCAAACCUCUUUUAACCUAACCAGAAAAGUUACCCAGAAUAUAAAUACGAUUUGUUAAGCUUUUUGGGGUAAAAAAAACCCUAAUCCCCGCCGUUCUCUCUCUCAUGCGAUUUUCGGGGAGAUUUCCGGCGAACUCUAGCCACACCGUUUCCGCCGCUUAAACUAGUCGUUGUCCACUCCGUCGCUCUGGUAAGUUAAAUGUCUUCGGCUUGUCUUCGGCUUCGUCCGCUCCGUUGCUAAAAGUAACCACCUUUACCUUUUUCUUUUUCAGAUCUGAGCCGGCGACUUCCAAAUCUCUGCUUCCUGUCAGUCUCACGGCUUCUACUCUAGCGAGCUAACAAACUGUGUUUCAUCUUUUCAGGGAACGAACGGUACGUCAUCUCUCUAUGUCUUCUCUCGUUUAACUAAUAACCUAACUAGUUGACUUAUAUUCCUGUAACCUCUCUCUUAGUUUGUUAACUAACCUAUUAGUUUCUUCUCUAAUCCAUUUUCUGCUUCCGGUCAGUCUACUUUAAGGUACACAUCAUUGUUGAUAUGUAGACAUAUUUUUUGAAUUGUUGUAUACUGUUUUUGGCUUCCGUCGAAGGAUGACAAAUUUAGUUUGGUUAGAUGGUUUCGUAUUCUCGAUUUAUGAUAGAGUUUGGGUUAUUAAUUUAGUUUGAAUGGUUAAUUCUCGUGUAGACUUCAUUUUGAUUUGUAGACUUCUCGGAUAGACUUCAUCUUGCAUUGUAGACUUCUCGGGUAAACUUCAUCUUGCAUUGUAGACUUCUCGUGUAGUCUUCACUCUGCAUUGUAGACUUCUCGUGUAGACUUCACUCUGCAUUGUAGACUUCUCGUGUAGACUUCAUUCUGAAUUGUAGACUUCUCGCAUAGAAUUAAUUUUGAAUUGUAGACUUCUUUUAUUCUUUUGUAAACUUCUCUUGUGUAAUUUUUUGUUUGUGCUUUUUUGCUGCAGGUUUCAAAAUGGAUAAACUUGAUUUCCCACAAAGGCUGUAUAGUGUAGGCCAGGAACCUUUUCCGAAUAAAAGCAUUGCCUACUACAGCAAUGACAGCAAGCUCUUCCCUGCUCUUAAAGAAGCACUCGAGGCAGAUGAAUGGGAGGAGCUCAAGAACUCGAGAGUAGGAGUGUUCUUAAAGUUCCACGAAAUGAAGUUUGGAUGGGCUUCAAGGCUGGUGCACUAUAUACUGUGUUUUCAGCUUGACUGCAAGAAGAAGUUUGAGUUGUGGAGUCUCGUAGGUGUUGAACCAUUGAGGUUUUCUCUGCAUGAAUUUGAAGAGAUAACUGGCCUGAACUGCGAGUAUGUGAAGAAUCUCGAGAAUCCGUUGGUUGAGGUAACGGCUGACAUGAAAGCAUUUUGGGCGCAGAUGGGAGUGAAUUUCGACCGGGGGCCAAGUAUUGAUGAAUUAACUGCAGCGUGUCAGAUGUGCAGAACAUGGUCUCGAGAUGAUCGGCUGCGUUUAGGGUAUCUAGCCAUCUACGCUGGCUUCAUCGAAGCAAGAAGAACCUCGUCACCCACACGGGCUAGCCUGGCUAGGUUAGUGAUGGAUCUAGAUGCUUUUGAAGAUUAUCCGUGGGGAAGAGUAGCCUUUAAAUUCUUGAUGGAGUCGGUGAAGGGUGUAGACUUGACAAAGACGUAUGCUAUUGAAGGCUUUGUUCAGGUUCUUCAAGUCUGGGUCUACUGCUGUCUCCCUGAAUUCGGAGCUGGGUAUGGUCUCCCUAUAGAAGGUUCUCCGACCCCACCUCUACUUGCCUUCUUAGGUGCCAAAGGCCAGAGAAGACUCCAGGAGAAUAUCUUGAAACAGACUAGGACUAAGAACUUUGCUAUGAAGGAUUACUCUGAAAUGUUCCCUCGCUGGGAUGGUGAGCUGGAAGAUGAGAAGGCUGAUAACAUAGUGAAGGCAAUGUUUUCUUCAGGCUGGGCGUGGGAACAAAGUCACUGGCCUCUUGUCGGAACAAAACUGUGGACAAAUGUGAAGGUGGAGAUCCAUCCGAUGAAGACAGAAGCUGGUCAGAUGAUGCGAAGCUUGAAGACAGUGUCCCCUUCUCGCACAGAGUCUGAUGCAGAAUCACGCAAAAAGGCUCGUGAGUCCCCUGGCCUGGAUGUGGAGACCAUGAAAGGAGAAAUAGUUCGUUGGCUAACUGGCCUGACUUCUAAUAUGGUUGAGGGGCUGAGCAGAUGCGAGAACACUCUGAAGACACAAUCCCACAUGAUUGAGGGCCUUACAACUCAAGUGGGAGCUGUUGAGAAGAUGGUGCGUGAAGGUUGGAAAGAAGACCACACCAAAGCUGGUUCAUCUACUGAUGUACCUGAGGCAAACAAAUCUGAUGGAGACAAAGCUAAGAAGGACAGCGCUGAAGGAAGCAAAGGUGAUGAAAGCAAAGGUGAUGAAAGCAAAGGUGAUGAAAGCAAAGGUGAGGAAAGCAGAGCCGAGGAAAGCAGAGCCGAGGAAAGCAAAGCUGCGGAAACAGCUCCCAAAGGAAUGACAACAAGAGCCAAAGCUAGAGACACCCAAGCCACUGUGGUUAGUACCAAAACAUCUCCCAAACCACUUGAUCCGAAAAGAGGAAAAAAAUCAGUGAAAAAGAAGUAA
Molecule: messenger RNA, 3475 nt
Organism: Brassica napus (rape)
Lineage: Eukaryota; Viridiplantae; Streptophyta; Magnoliopsida; Brassicales; Brassicaceae
Exons: 2
Coding region: 1847-3475 (542 amino acids)
Source: RefSeq, a predicted model, not a curated record